GAAUUUGAACAGAGUCGCAGACGGCAAAACGACGCUUGGACACAGAUAGCAACCUUUCAUUUGUUGUAUUGUGUUAAAAGAGACGUAUUUAGUUAAAGGUAACACGUUUUUUUUUUAUCCCCGGUGGAACGUAACCAUGAGGAGAAGUGAAGUCCAUGCUGCAGAAUCUGUGGCAUGUCUGAAUCGAGCCCUUCACCAGUUGAAGGACAUCUGGGAAGAAAUAGGCAUUCCAGAGGACCAGCGACUACAGAGGACGGAUGUAGUCAAGAAACAUAUCAAAGGCUUGCUGGACAUGAUGAUCGCAGAGGAGGACAGUUUAAGGAAGAGAUUGAUGAGCAGCAUAGAGUCCUGUCGCAAAGAGCUGGAUGUUCUGUGUACUGAGCUUCAACUAUCCCCCUUUGAGGAGGACGAGGGGAGAACGAUGCUGCAGCUGGAGAAGGACAUUCGGUCACGGCUGGAGAUGAUGAUGAAACAGAAGAGUCAGAGGGUUAAAGACCUGAAGACUCUGUACAAGCAGGACCGGGAGCUGUGUGACAUCAUGUGUUCAGUUCCUUUCUGUAUCGACAUGGACUCUGUCCCAUCCCUGGAUCAGCUGGACAGCUACCACUCCUACCUGAAUGAUCUCACUAAAGAGAAGGAUCGUCGCCACAGUGAGUUUGUGGGUAUGAAGCGUCAGAUCAUUGUGUGUAUGGAGGAGCUGGACCAGCUGCCAGACACCAGCUUUGAGAGGGACGUGGUGUGUGAGGACGAGGAGGCCUUCUGUCUGUCCAGCGACAACAUCACAGCUCUCCAACUGCUGCUGGGACAGCUGGAGGAUCGCAAGACGGAGAACGAGCUAGUGUGUAGCUCCUACCGCGCUAAGAUCCAGGAGCUGUGGGAGAGGCUGCAGGUGCCCCAGGAGGAGAGAGCUUGCAUGUCAGAACACAUGGUCCAGUCCAGGACGAAGAACAUGGAUGCUUUACAAGCUGAGUGCCGGCGUCUGGAGCAGCUGAAGAUCAAGAACAUGAGCAAUGUGGUGGAAGCCAUCAGGGCUGAGGUGGCUCUGCUCUGGGAGAAGUGUUUCUACAGCCUGGAGCAGAGACAAGCCUUCACACCCUACUAUGGUGACGACUACACUGAGGAGAUGCUGAACUUACACCAGGAGGAGCUGCUGAGUCUGAAGAAGCACUACGAGGACCACAGGGAGCUGUUUGAAGGAGUAACCAGGUGGCAAGACAGCUGGACUCUGUUCCUACAACUGGAGAAAAAGGCAACGGAUCCUUCUAGAUUUAACAACCGAGGGGGGAACCUUCUUAAAGAGGAGAAGCAGAGGGCCGAGCUGCAGAAAAGCCUGCCGAAGUUGGAGAAGAGCCUGAAGACCCAGAUAGACCUCUGGGAGGAGGAGCAGUACAGAGAGUUCCUGGUUAACGGACAACGGUUCCUCCACUAUGUACAGGAGCAGUGGGAACUACUGCGGCUGGAGAAGGAGAGAGAGAAGAAUGAGAGACAACUGAAGAAGAACCAGCAGAUAGAACAAGACAUGCUGUAUGGUACUGCUCAACGAACCCCCUCCAAAAGACGCCUUGCAGAGACCCCUACGCCUGGCAAAGCAAGAAAGCUGAAUGCCACUAGCAGUAUCUCCAGUUCUACUCCUAACAGCACCUUCCGCUCUGCCUUCGGCGGAACCAUGUGCCAGUCGCCGGUCCUCAGGCCACCUAUGUCUGCCAGCAAGAUUCCUCUGAGGACCCCUGGUCGUGUUGGAAGAACCCCCCACACAGUGGAACGCAACAAGGAGAACGUCUCCCACCUGAACGGCACGGCACUGAGAACCCCUGCCUCGCGAUGUAACAUCACCGUUAACUCUGUGGCCAGCACCUAUUCGGAAUUUUCGAAGGAUUUUGUCAACAUUGAAUCCACCGCCAUUACCAGCUUUGACUAACGGAGUGUAACCGAGAGUCCAGUCCGGUCCAGUUGGCCUAACCAUCUUCGAGAUCUCUCAAAAGCUUCCAAAUCUAAUGUCAAGACAGGACAUCUGAACUCUACUGGCACUCGUCUCUGAGCUGAAGGAUCAGACAGAACCACACCUGACCCUGAAUCAUCUGACUGAAUUUCACGGUUUCUGUCCGGGUCCAUUUCUGCAUGUCCAGAUGAAGGGAAUCUGUUAACACCUACUGAAUGUAACUGCAAUGAGAACAGGAACUUGCACCCCUCUCUGAGUCUCUCAGCUCAAAUGUUAUUCUAGCACUGCUGAGGUUUCACUUGUCGUCAUCUCUGAGGGCUCUGAACUACUACCGUGAUCCUCCAUCUCUCGGAGGGCUCUGAACUACUACCGUGAUCCUCCAUCUCUCUGAGGGCUCUGAACUACUACCGUGAUCCUCCAUCUCUCUGAGGGCUCUGAACUACUACCGUGAUCCUCCAUCUCUCUGAGGGCUCUGAACAACUACCGUGAUCCUGAAUCCUCCAUCUCUCUGAACGACUACCGCGAUACUGAAUCCUCCAUCUCACUGAGGGCUCUGAACUACUGCCGUGAUCCUCCAGCUCUCUGAGGGCUCUGAACGACUACCGUGAUCCUGAAUCCUCCUUCUCUGAACGACUACCGUGGUCCUGAAUCCUCCGAACUACUACCGUGAUCCUCCAUCUCUCUGAGGGCUCUGAACGACUACCGUGAUCCUGAAUCCUCCUUCUCUGAACGACUACCGUGAUCCUGAAUCCUCCAUCUCUCUGAGGGCUCUGAACUAUACUUUCUGGCCUCAGGUCUUCCCAGUUUAUAUUGUCUGUGUACCAUUUCUACAUGGAGAUGUCAACACCUACUGAAUGUACUGAACUCUACUCAUUUGUCCGAAGAUUUGUAUUAUAUUAAUUCUUCUCGAUUUUUAAGCUUCUCUGAUCUAUGAGCUGAAUGAAAUGUUGGGAGGACUUGCUAGACCUAUGGAAAAACAGUUUUCCUUCAACUUUUAACAUCCUCUAUAUAACACUUUUUUUUUUUAUCAUCCAUGUUGGUAGUAGAGUACAUUUGUGUACUUCUUAUGGGGGCUUGUAGCAAAUGAUGAUCAUUCUGUCAUAUAAACAUUGGCUUUACACUACAUUUUCAGUCACCUUUUCGAUUUUGGGGGGGGGGGGGGGGGGAUCGCAAAGGCAUACUCCUUGACUGUUGGUGAUUUGCAAACCGUAAUUAAAUAUUUCCAAAUGAGCAUCCA
Molecule: messenger RNA, 3176 nt
Organism: Oncorhynchus kisutch (coho salmon)
Lineage: Eukaryota; Metazoa; Chordata; Actinopteri; Salmoniformes; Salmonidae
Product: protein regulator of cytokinesis 1
Exons: 16
Coding region: 137-1918 (593 amino acids)
Biological process (GO): mitotic spindle midzone assembly; microtubule cytoskeleton organization
Cellular component (GO): cytoplasm; mitotic spindle midzone; spindle
Molecular function (GO): microtubule binding
Source: RefSeq, a predicted model, not a curated record